Molecule: messenger RNA, 1775 nt
Organism: Nerophis lumbriciformis (worm pipefish)
Lineage: Eukaryota; Metazoa; Chordata; Actinopteri; Syngnathiformes; Syngnathidae
Gene: rgs9a
Product: regulator of G protein signaling 9a
Biological process (GO): G protein-coupled receptor signaling pathway; regulation of G protein-coupled receptor signaling pathway; intracellular signal transduction
Cellular component (GO): neuron projection; cytoplasm; plasma membrane
Molecular function (GO): GTPase activator activity
Source: RefSeq, a predicted model, not a curated record
GACAAGUGUGUCUAUUCUGUUCUCUCAUUCCAACUUUCACCUUUCUCUUUGUCAAGUUCUCCACUCGUGUUUGGUUUUCACUUCGGCACAGCUAUGACAAUCAGAACAGCCCGCCCAGACCGGGCAGAACAUUUUCGCCCGCGUAUGCAUUGCCUCAAAAAGUUGGAGGCGGUUGUGGUUGAAAUGCAGGACCCAAAAUGUGGGCUCAAGGGCUCCGAGCAGAAACUCAACGUCACCACCAUUCCACACGCCAUCGCAGGCAAUGACAUAGUUUCCUGGAUUGCCAACAAGAUGAAAAUCCCUACAGAAGAAGCUCUGGUCUUCGGCACCAUGUUGGUGGCCUACGGUUACGUCUAUGGUCUGCAGAACCACAGGAAGCUGGUCAUGUGCAAUGACGGCAGCCUUUAUCGCUUCCAGACGCCAUACUUCUGGCCCAUACAGAAGUGGGUUGCAGAUGACACCGACUACGCUGUUUAUCUGGCCAAGAGAAACAUCCGCAAACAAGGCUUGCUGGAGCCCUAUGAACAGGAACACUACAACCACCUUCACAAAUGGCUGAACCCCAAGUGGGACUUUAUUGUGACGCAGGCCACGGAGCAGUACAAGGCCGGUAGAGAGAGGAAGAAGCCAGAUCGUGUGGUGUUUGAUUGCCAGGAAAGAGCUUACUGGAUAUUGAACAGACCACCGCGUUGGACUCACAGUGCUUUGGAUAGUGGACCAGACCGCCUCAUGGAUCCCAAUGCAGAUGAGACACAGAAAAUAACAUUUGACCAAUACAGACGUAUGAACUUGUUCUACCAACAAGCCAUCAUGAGGUCAAAGGUGAAAUCCAGUGUGUCCCUUGGAGCGCUGGUGAAGUACAUCACCACUUACAAGAACCAUGAUCCCUUUUUGGCGCCUUGCCUACCCAGCAACCCCUGGCUGACAGACAACGACUCUUACUGGACUCUCAAUAUGAGAAUGGUGGACGUGCCGACUAAAAUGCGUGUGGAGCGUUGGUCCUUCAGCUUGUUUGAGCUGCUGACUGACCUUCGAGGCAGAGACGACUUCAAGAUCUUCCUCAAGAAGGAGUUCAGUGGGGAGAAUUUAGCCUUUUGGGAAGCAGCUGAGGAGCUGAAGUGGGGGACUGCGUCGUCUAUGUCCAGCAAAGCUGAAACCAUCUUCAAGACCUUCUUGGCCCCCGGAGCCCCUCGUUGGAUCAACAUUGACGGCAGGACCAUGGGUCUGACCGUGAAAGGACUGGAACAUCCUCAUCGUUAUGUUCUGGAAGCUGCCCAGACGCACGUCUUCCUGCUCAUGAAGAAGGAUACUUUCUUCCGUUAUCUCAAGUCCCCUGUUUAUAAAGACAUCCAGAAGAAGGCCAUCAACCCAGAAGUUCAUAAUUUCAGUCCAUCCCAGCUGGAGCAAAACGCUCGCAGUCGAAGUGCUGGCGUUCAUCCUCUGGUGCUCUGGCAGCAGGAAGAGGAGCAAAAGGCCAAAGCUGCUGCAGCUUCUGCUCCUGUUGACGUCAAAGCUAUGAUGAGCAAAAUAGACAGAAAGAAAUAACACGACAAUAUUCAAGAUGUUACAAAAUGAUUUACACUAACAAAUACAAUCCAGUAUACAGUAUAUAAACUAACCAAUACAAGCUAGUAUACAGUAUAUACAGUAACAAAUACAAGUUAGUAUACAGUAUAUACACUAACCAAUACAAGGUAUUAUACAGUAUAUACAUUAACAAAUACAAGGUAGUAUACAGUAUAUACAUUAACAAAUACAAGGUAGUAUACAGUAUA